AUGGAGAAGGAGAGGAAGCAGGGGUUCUUCGCCGCUCUGAAGGAGGAGGUGGUGCGGGGGCUGUCGCCGGCGAGGUCCCGCGGGAAGACCCCGGCCAGGAGCGCGUCGCCGGCAAGAAUGCUGAUCCCGCGCCGUCGCAAGGCGCCGCCGCCGCCGCCGGAGAAGCAGAUGGAGCAGCAGCAGUACCUGCCGGAGCAGCUUAUAGCGCGCUCUGGCAGCCUCCGGCCGGGCGGCGAGGUGCUCGAGCCGCUCAUUGAGGGCCCCGACGCCGACCGCCUCGCCGCCGGCGACUUCGUCGGAGAGGACUCCGGCCGGCGGGAGGGGUUCGGGCACUGGGUCCGCGGCCACCUGACGCGCACUCCGUCCAUGGCUUCCGCCUCCUCCGCCGGCCCCGGCGGGUCCAGCGGCUCGUUCCGGCACUCCGACCUCCGCCUCCUCCUCGGCGUCAUGGGCGCGCCGCUCGCGCCCAUCUCCUCCAACCUGGCCGACCCGCUGCCCCUCCUCUCCAUCAAGGGCACCCCCAUUGAGUCGUCGUCCGCGCAGUACAUCCUGCAGCAGUACAUGGCGGCGUCCGGCGGCUACAAGAUGCUGCAGUCGGUGAGGAACGCGUACGCCAUGGGCAAGGUGCGCAUGGUGGCGUCCGAGUUCGAGACGGCCACGCGCGUCGUCAAGAACCGCGGGCCCAGCGGCCGCGGCGCCGCCGCCGUCGAGCAGGGCGGCUUCGUGCUCUGGACGAUGGCCCCCGGCAUGUGGUACGUGGAGCUCGCCGUCGGCGGCAGCAAGGUCCACGCCGGCUGCAACGGCCGCCUCGUCUGGCGCCACACCCCCUGGCUCGGCGCCCACGCCGCCAAAGGCCCGGUCCGCCCCCUCCGCCGCGUCCUGCAGGGCCUUGAUCCGCUGACGACGGCCGGGCUGUUCGCGGAGGCGCGGUGCGUGGGAGAGAAGAAGGUGAACGGCGAGGAGUGCUUCAUCCUGAAGCUGUCGGCGGACCCGCAGACGCUGAAGCUGCGGAGCGAGGGGCCGGCGGAGAUCAUCCGGCACGUGCUGUUCGGCUACUUCAGCCAGCGGACGGGGCUGAUGGUGCACAUCGAGGACUCGCACCUGACCCGCGGCCGCAGAGCGCGCCCACGUCAAUGCCGGCGCCGGAGGCCGCGGCGAGAAGAUCGUGUGGAGAGUGGAGGUGUGAGGAGCGGACUCAGACUCAGAGUGAAGAAGAAUUAG
This is a messenger RNA of Triticum turgidum subsp. durum (durum wheat), 1221 nucleotides long. The record is from the annotation of a GenBank genome assembly. Lineage: Eukaryota; Viridiplantae; Streptophyta; Magnoliopsida; Poales; Poaceae.